GGCGGCGCCGAUUACUUUUAGCCGAGGGCGGGCAGGGCUCGCUCCGCAGCGGCUCCCGCACGAUGUUUGACGGCUGCCUCCUGCCCCUCGUGCUGCCCUGCCUGCUGCUCUGCCGCCCGGCCGCCGGCACAGCGGAGCUGGAGGUGUCGGUCCCGGAGCGGGUGUCGCUGGAGAAGAUGCACCUGCGGCGGGGGGCGGCGGACACGCUGCUGCUGCGCCUGCCGGCCGCGGGCUCCGAGCUCUACCUGCAGCUGCGCCGCGACCUGCGCUUCCUCGCCCGGGGCUUCGCGGUGGAGCAGCAGCGCGGAGAGGCGCGGCGGCCCCCGGAGGAGCGGCUCUGCUUCUACACGGGGCGAGUGCUGAACCGCACCGACUCCUUCGCCUCCAUCAGCACCUGCGCCGGGCUGGUUGGCUAUAUCCAAAUUGGAUCAGAGCACAUGCUAAUACAACCAGUGAAUACAUCAGAGACCUCAUUUAGUGGAAAAGAGCACUUCAUCAGGCGUAGACGAUCCACAAAAUCAAGCCAUCCCGUGAUGUUGCACAUUCCUGAUGAACACUGCAAGGUUGUAGCAGAAAAGAAGAAGCAAAAGAAAAUUAAAUCAACCAGUGACUGGAGGGAAAGAAGAAAUGCCAUUCGACUUACCAACGAGUACACAGUAGAAACUCUGGUGGUGGCAGAUGCUGAUAUGGUCCAAUACCAUGGUGCAGAGGCUGCCCAAAGAUUCAUCCUCACAGUUAUGAAUAUGGUGUACAACAUGUUUCAACAUCAGAGUCUUGGAAUUAAAGUCAACAUCCGAGUGACCAAACUAGUCCUGCUCCGCAACCGUCCUGCAAAGUUGUCUAUCGGGCAUCAUGGAGAGAGGUCUCUGGAGAGCUUUUGUCAAUGGCAAAAUGAAGAAUAUGGUGGGGCAAAAUACCUUGGUAACAACCAGGUUCCUGGUGCGAGGGAUGAUAACCCUCCUGUUGAUGCUGCUGUUUUUGUAACCAGGACAGAUUUCUGCGUACACAAAGACGAGCCUUGUGACACUGUGGGAAUUGCUUAUCUAGGAGGUGUCUGCAGUGCCAAGAGAAAGUGUGUUCUUGCUGAAGACAAUGGUCUCAAUCUGGCAUUUACAAUUGCACAUGAACUUGGGCACAACAUGGGAAUGAGCCAUGAUGACGACCAUCAGCCCUGCGCAGGGAAGUCUCAUAUUAUGUCUGGAGAGUGGGUGAAAGGCAGGAAUCCGAGUGACCUUUCCUGGUCUUCAUGCAGCCGCGAUGACCUUGAAAACUUCCUAAAGUCCAAGGUCAGCACCUGUUUACUGGUAACAGAUCCCCGAAGCCAGUAUGCUGUGCGGCUCCCUCACAAGCUGCCUGGAAUGCACUACAGCGCUGAUGAACAGUGCCAAAUACUUUUUGGGACCAAUGCUACAUUCUGUAAGAAUAUGGAGCAUUUGAUGUGUGCUGGGCUCUGGUGCCUUGUGGAAGGAGAUACAUCCUGUAAAACAAAAUUGGACCCCCCUCUGGAUGGCACUGAAUGUGGCGCAGACAAGUGGUGCCGAGCUGGGGAGUGUGUCAGUAAAACUCCCAUCCCUGAGCACAUUGAUGGAGACUGGAGCAUGUGGAGUCAGUGGAGCAUGUGCAGCCGGACAUGUGGCACAGGAGUGCGAUUCAGGCAGCGGAAAUGUGACAAUCCCCCCCCAGGGCCAGGUGGGAAGAACUGCCGAGGAGCCAGCGUGGAGCACACUGUGUGUGAGAAUUUACCCUGCCCUAAAGGUGUGCCGAGCUUCAGAGACCAACAGUGCCAGGCCCAUGACAGAUAUACCAACAAGAAGAAAAGCCUCCUGACAGCCGUCAUUGUCGAUGAUAAGCCCUGUGAGCUUUUCUGCUCUCCUUUGGGGAAUGAUUCCCCUGUGCUGGUGACAGACAGAGUCGUUGAUGGUACUCCAUGUGGGCCUUACGAGACCGACCUCUGUGUACAUGGCAAGUGCCAGAAAAUUGGCUGCGAUGGAAUCAUUGGCUCAGCUGCCAAGGAGGAUCGCUGUGGAGUCUGCAGUGGUGAUGGCAAAACCUGUAAAGUGGUGAAAGGCGACUUCAACCACACCAAGGGGAUGGUAACCAAUAGUCAUUGUAAGAAGGUUUCCACAUGUGUGAUGGCAAAGGCAAAGGCUGUUCCCAAGUGUUUCUCGUGUUACAUAGAAGCAGCUGUGAUCCCUGCAGGUGCCCGGCGCAUCAGAGUCGUUGAGGAUAAACCUGCGCACAGUUUUCUGGCUUUAAAAGAUUCCAGUAAGAGAUCCAUUAACAGCAACUGGAAAAUUGAGCUUCCUGGUGAGUUUCAGAUCGCAGGCACUACUGUCCGGUACGUGCGAAGGGGUCUGUGGGAGAAAAUCUCUGCCAAAGGACCAACUAAAAUACCACUGCACUUGAUGGUGCUGUUAUUUCAUGACCAGAAUUAUGGAAUUCAUUAUGAAUACACCAUUCCUGUAAACUAUACUGCUGAAAACAAGAGCGAGCCAGAAAAGCAACAGGAUUCUCUGUACAUCUGGACGCACAGCGGAUGGGAAGGGUGCAGCGUGCAGUGUGGAGGAGGUGAACGGAAAACCAUUGUGUCCUGUACUCGAAUUAUUAACAAGACCAUGACACUGGUGAAUGACAGUGACUGCCAACGAGUGAAUCGCCCGGAGCCCCAGGUCAGGAAAUGUAACACACACCCCUGCCAGUCACGGUGGGUGACUGGCCAUUGGAGUCCCUGCUCUGCUACUUGUGAGAAAGGCGUACAGCAUCGGGAAGUGACUUGUGUUUAUCAGUUACAAAAUGGCACCUACGUUAACACGAGAGACCUCUACUGCCUGGGCAACAAACCAGCUACAGUACAAAGCUGUGAAGGACGGGACUGCCUUUCUAUCUGGGAAGCAUCAGAGUGGUCAAAGUGCUCAGCAGACUGUGGCAAAGGGAUUCAGAAAAGAACAGUGACGUGCACAAAUUCCCAAGGAAAAUGUGAUGCAGCCACCAGGCCAAGAGACGAGGAGGAGUGUGAGGAUCACACAGGCUGUUAUGAGUGGAAAACAGGCGAUUGGUCUAAGUGCUCCUCUACCUGUGGGAAGGGUCUCCAGUCACGUGUGGUCCAGUGUAUGCACAAAGUCACCGGGCGCCACGGCAGUGAGUGCCCUGUCCUGUCCAAGCCAGCAGCCUACAGGCAGUGCCACCAAGAGGUCUGCAAUGAGAAGAUAAACGUCAACACAAUUACCUCGCCCAGACUUGCUGCUCUCACGUACAAGUGCACAGGCGACCAGUGGACAGUGUACUGCAGAGUGAUCCGGGAGAAGAAUCUGUGCCAAGACAUGCGGUGGUAUCAGCGCUGUUGCCAGACUUGCAGAGACUUUUAUGCAAACAAGAUGCAGCAGAAGAGUUAAUGAACUUGUGCUACUUCUUAGGGUAUUACAGCUAUUUGUAUGUAAAUCACGGACUAGGUCUGAGUACUGGAACUUCAUGAGUUGCUACAAUGUGGUGGAUUCCAAAGCAUACCUAAUAAGACUUGAAACUAAUUCUACGGACUGGAUCCCAAAGUAAUCCUCUUAUCCACCUUAAAAAAAAAAAACGAACAGAAAGAGUCAUCUCAAGGAGCCAAUCAAUUUAUCGUAUUUUGACAUCCUUACAUUUUCAUUAAUGCUUUUUACUCUAAUAUAUUAAAUCACCAGCCACUGGAUGGCUUGCUACCAUUAAAGAAAAGGACAAGAGUUGCAAAGUGAUUACAUCGACUAAGGUUAUGGGUACCUCCAUGGAGGAAGGCCUCUGGCAAAAUAUUUCUGCAAAGGUAAACACAUUAAUCUUUUAAUCUUGGCUUUCAUCUGAUCUUUUCAUCUCAACAGUUAUCCCACUGUGGAGUGGGCUUGGAGGGACACGCAUAAAUGAAAAGCUUAAUUUAAAGAGAGGAUUUGCUGUAAAACCUUGUGAAAACUGAUAGCAGAGGUUGGACAUCUCUGAAAUUCCUGCAGAAAACUCAGUAAAAUUAUAUCAAACAUUCCAAGUCAUAUUUUUUAGAGCAACUAAUAGGGACGGCUCUUCUUUCUAAUUUUAUAAAACAAUCCUCUCUCUCUUUUCCCCAGAAUAACAUAGUUUCUUUUAUGAAACCUAAUUUUUCUCUGAGCUUAAUGAAAUGGAAGCUUAUUAAUAGCAGUAGAUAGUUAUUUUUAAGCCAGAACCAUUUACUAUACAUGAGAUGGGAGAAGUCAGAAAUUAUUUUAUCCAGUAGACUGAGGGAUUGCUUGGCCUAAUCUCUCUCCAAUUCUUAGAAGUGAAUCAGAUGAGACUGAAUGAGGACCAUGAAAUGGGAUAGGGUUGGUACAGAAACAGGAUUUGGAACAACCUUUAUAUGAAGGGUGGAGUGGAGAGCAGAACAGGAGUUCCCUAUCUCUUGGCUCUUGUAUACAUCUGAGGUUGUGUAGCCUUUUGAGUCAAAAGUAUUCAGUGAUACAAGACAGUCAAAGUGAAAUCUUGAGCUUGUUGAAGCCAUAAGGCUAAGACUUCCGUUGCCUUCAGUGAGGUUUAGGUUUUUACUUACUGUAUUUUAUGCUUCCUGUCUUACUUUUGGGUGCUAUCAGGUUUGGUGCUAUCAGAUUGGUGCUAUUAGAGCACUUAGCAAGUGCUGCAUAUAUGAUACUCUCUUCCAUGUCUCUGCACUUUAAACGAAACUCCUCUUUGAGAUGUGAGACUUGAAACAGGAGCUCUAUCCAGGGAAGAGUUUGUCCCCUCCAUUUGUCCUACAGAUCAGUGUCUCUCUAUCAUAUCUUGCUCCAACGUGUAUCAGUUCCCUUGCCAGGGUCCAAGGCCAGUUGUGCGGUGGUUAAGUUACAGCCCACUCUUCCCGAUAUGAACAGAGCCGUUCAGAUGAAUUGCAGCUUUGUACUCGCUCUAGAACUGCAUGGUACUGUUUUAUUCCUUGAAGAUGAGUGCCGAACUAAGCCCAGCCCCUGGGCCAGUCUGCGUUGCAGCUCACACUUGUCCUCAAGUUGUCUUUUUUGCUGUUGUCUCUUUUUUCAAUGCAAGGAGGGAUAAAGACUCUUAGUACCUAACAUAUCUAUAAAGCAACUUUUCCUUCCUUAUUACACUCCUUUCAAUAUCCAGGACCUCACUGGAAUAACUUAUUAGCAUUUUAUUAAGGGCUAAGUUUUUCAAGCACAGGGAGCUAAUGUUCAUCAACAAACUAAUACUGUGAGGGCUUCACAUUCACGUCUGUGCUUACGAGCACAAUGAGUGUGUGCACACAAGGGCUGGCCUGUAUAUACAAAGGCACAUUUGCACACAGUUUCUUCUCAAGUGCCUGUCUCAAAGAGAUCUGCUUUCCAAUGCCCUAGAUGAUUUUCUCUAUCAGGGAAAUGAUUCCAACUUGUUGGGUUUUUUUUAAUAUUGGAUGUUAUUUUGGCAUCUUAUUGUCCAGAUCGGACCUCUUUCUUCUGUUAUUCCCACCCCGUAGCCCAAACGCAGAGGUUGUGUAAUACUUAGCAAGUAAUCAGUGGAAAAUGUUGCUGGCGGGGGUGUCAGGGAACAUUUAAGCAAUAGCGCAGUGACUUCAGCUAGGCAAAUUAUUGGGCAGAUGAACUGCUAAUGAGAAAGUUCCAAAAGAUGAGACAAAGCGCAGAGAGUCUGAUUUAUACUGGUUACUCACAGUAGUAGUUUCCCCCUUUGCCUGCUGUCACACCCUGCAGUAACACAGCCCUGUGUUGCCUCUGCGCGGCACGGCUGUCCUUGCUGCCCCCCUGCCACCGCAGUCACCUCGCAGCAGUUUGGCUGAGGUGGGUCUCCUUCCAUCCUUUGCUUGGUUUGGAGUUUGCUGUUUUCUUUGCCCAGGAAGUGGCCUGGCCCAAUGAAAUGCCACCCCCUUGUUGAUCAUUUUUGGCAUUACUAAUACGUUGUCCUCCUGAAGGAUUUGCCACCGGGCUUCUCUGUUGAAUAGAGUAGUGUGUUUGUUUGUUGUUAAUGGGAAUCAAAGGUGCUUUUAAGUAGCAGGGGUCAUUUUUCCUUCCAGUGCUGAUCUGUCAGCCUCUUUAUGCAAAACGUGGGCUCCUAGAAAGGUACACAGGAGAGAAGGGAUUUUAAUUCUUAUGUUUUUCACUAAUAAUUCACUACUGUC
This is a messenger RNA of Cuculus canorus (common cuckoo), 6109 nucleotides long. RefSeq names its product ADAM metallopeptidase with thrombospondin type 1 motif 17 (gene ADAMTS17). Gene Ontology annotation, biological process: proteolysis; extracellular matrix organization. The coding region runs from base 63 to 3392 and encodes 1109 amino acids. Lineage: Eukaryota; Metazoa; Chordata; Aves; Cuculiformes; Cuculidae. The record is from RefSeq and is a predicted model, not a curated record. Gene Ontology annotation, molecular function: metalloendopeptidase activity. The transcript is spliced from 24 exons. Gene Ontology annotation, cellular component: extracellular matrix.